AUGCUUGCGGCACCAUUGCUUCGCCGUCCUCAGGCCGGGUGGAAGAGCGUCGGCUCAACACUCUGUACGACCCGAGCUGGUUCUGUAAAGAGCGCGCUUCAGGUCAAGAUAGCUCAAUUGACUGGUGGUCAUCCCCGGUUCUUUUCAACGUCCGUGUCCAGAUGGCAGACGGACACCUUGGAUCGGACACGCAAUAUAGGAAUCAUUGCCCACAUUGAUGCAGGCAAAACGACGACCACGGAGCGCAUGCUGUUCUACAGUGGCUUCACCCGGCGCAUCGGCGAUGUCGAUGAAGGCUCUACGGUGACUGAUUUCCUUCCUGCGGAGCGCGCGCGUGGAAUCACCAUUCAAUCUGCAGCCAUCACCUUUCAUUGGCCGCCCGGCGAAGGUGCCGACGGUCAACAAGUUGAUCGCGAUCCAAACUUACCACGGUCGGCAGUCUCUCACACGAUCAAUUUGAUCGAUACUCCGGGACAUGCUGACUUCACAUUUGAAGUCCUGCGCUCGCUACGCAUCCUGGAUGGCGCGGUUUGCAUCUUGGACGGUGUGGCGGGUGUGGAGGCGCAGACGGAGCAGGUCUGGCAUCAAGCCAGCACUUACAACAUCCCCCGGAUCAUCUACGUGAACAAACUAGACCGUGACGGAGCUGCUUUCGGUCGAACUGUUCGAGAGGUCAGCUCCCGUUUGGCCGUGUACCCAGCUGUCUGUCAAACCCCCUGGUUUGAUGGCGGCAACGGCGCUUUCGUGGGGGUCGCGGACGCUGUCAACCUUCAAGGCUUGCGGUACAAGGCCGGUGAUGAUGGCCGAUCCGUGAAGAUGCUGAAUCUCGAGCAACUGGAGACCGAGGAGCCGUCUCUUGCGCAGGAAUUGCGCCGAGCACGCAUUGCUCUGGUAGAAUUGCUCAGUGAAAAAGAUGAUGCCAUUGUGGAAGAGUUCUUCGAGUGCGAUGAAGAUCAUCUGGCGGUAUCCCCCAAAUCGAUUAUUGACAGUCUUCGACGCUGCGUGCUCGAUCAAUCCACUCGUGUCAUUCCCGUCUUUGCCGGAGCGAGUUUCCGCAACAUGGGCGUCCAGCCGUUGCUUGAUUCAGUGGUGAAUCUUCUCCCUAGUCCCCCUGAGAGUCCCGAUCCUGAAGUCAGCAUUGGAGGUGUAACGGGCGGGCUGAGGCGCUUGCUCUCCGGAGACUUGAUUUUGGAGCAAAACGAGAAAUCCGCCGCUUCUGUAAAGGGCAAGAAGAAAAAGAAGGCCUCGGCUCUGACGGACCCAAAAGAUGCGAUUUCAAAAUUGCAGAGCUGCGCGCUUGCUUUCAAGGUCGUCAAUGACCCCAAGCGAGGCGUUUUAGUGUACGUUCGAGUGUACUCGGGCUCGUUGGACCGUAACAGUCUCUUGUUCAACACCAAUCUGCAUCUGUCUGAGCGCGCCCCGCGACUUCUGAAGAUGUACGCCAAUGAUGCCGUAGAGGUGGACAGCAUUCCUGCCGGACAUAUCGGCGUCGUUGUUGGACUGAAACAUGCGCGCACCGGAGAUACACUGCUGUCUUAUGCCGGCAACAAGCCAACGCCGCCAGAGCCAUUGACCAGCCUUCAGCUGCGUCCCAUCAAUGUUCCUCCCCCAGUCUUCUUCACCAGUGUUGAACCACACAGUCUCAGCGAGGAGAAGCGCAUGCACGAAACACUUGCGCUGCUCUUGCGUGAAGACCCAAGCCUCCAUGUCAGCAUGGAUGAAGAAUCUGGACAGACACUGCUCAGCGGCAUGGGCGAGCUACAUCUCGAGAUCGCGCGUGACAGACUCAUCAAUGACCUCAAGGCCAAAGCAUCCAUGGGCCAUAUUGAAAUCAGCUAUCGAGAAACAGUUCUUGGCGCGUCGAAUGCCAUCACAAAGACCUUCGACAGAGAAGUGGCCGGCCGCCGCGGUAAAGCAGGCUGUACCGCAAUCAUUGAGCCCAUCGACGGGCGAGAUAUCUCCGACGCUGCAGAUGAGGACACCCUGUUGGCAGAAACGGUCGAAGGGAAUCAAAUUCUCAUCCGCGCCCCGGGCCUACAAGUAGAGCAUUCAUCAAGAAACGAUGAAGAAGUCAGCCCCUUCCUCCCGCCAGGUCUGGAUCUGUCUUCUCUCCGCGCUGCCUUGCAGAAUGGCGCGCUGGCUGCGCUCGCACGCGGACCCCAAUUCACAUUCCCCAUGCACAACACCCGAACUACAUUAAUCCUCAACCCCGAAGAGCAUCUCUUUGGCAACGACACGACCACCUCCGCUUUGUCCGCCGCCGCACGACAGGCCACCUCUGCCGCCCUACGAGAUCUCCUCGCGGGCGCCGGAACAGUGAUGAUGGAACCCGUGAUGAACGUCAUCAUCAGCGUGGACGAGGCGAGUCUCGGCUCCGUCGUGCAUGACAUCUCCUCUUCACGCGGUGGCCACAUCAUCUCGCUGGACGAGGAAGUACCACUUUCCGCCACCGACGCCUCCGGUACGCCCACAGACGACAAUCCCCCUCCAAUCGACCCCAAGCGCAUCUACGCGCCACCCGAUCCCUUUGAAACUCCUUCCGUCGGAGUCGAGAUCCCCGUGUCCGUAUCGCGUCCCCGCACUAUCACGGCCAAAGUGCCAUUGAAAGAAAUGGUGGGGUAUCUUAAGCAUCUGCGCAGUUUGACUGCCGGUCGAGGAACGUUCGUCAUGAGCGUGGACCGGUUUGAAAAUAUGUCUGCCCCUCGACAAAAGGCUGUGCUUGCGGAGCUGAGAGGCGGAUUUUGA
Penicillium oxalicum is the source of this 2745-nucleotide messenger RNA. Its product is annotated as mitochondrial elongation factor MEF2. The record is from RefSeq and is a predicted model, not a curated record. Bases 1 to 2745 code for a protein of 914 amino acids. Gene Ontology annotation, cellular component: mitochondrion. Lineage: Eukaryota; Fungi; Ascomycota; Eurotiomycetes; Eurotiales; Aspergillaceae. Gene Ontology annotation, biological process: ribosome disassembly; mitochondrial translation. Gene Ontology annotation, molecular function: GTP binding; GTPase activity. The transcript has a single exon.